CUCCCUUAAACUAGUAUUCACAGAGAGGUGAAGGAAAAAAGAAAAUUGGAUAAUGGCUUCCUUAUCGCUUUGCAUAGCCGCGAAAGCGCCCACUCCCUUAGCUUCUCUCAUUCUGAAUGCCCCAAAACCAUCUUCGGUCUCUCUCAACGUUAGCCGCAGCAGUUUCUCCAACGUUCGUUCUCCUCUCCUCCAUUGUUCCUUCCUCUCCUCUCCUUCCCAUCUCUCUUCCCCUUCCUCCUUUACAGGGUUGUCACUUGGAUUGGAGUUGACAUGUAAUGUUGGGGCGAGAAGAGGAAAAAGUGGUGGUUUGGUUGUGAGGGCAGGGAAGGCUGCUCUUUGUCAGACAAAGAGAAACAGAUCAAGAAAAUCAUUGGCACGAACUCAUGGUUUCCGCAAACGAAUGAGCACACCAGGUGGAAGAGCUAUUUUAAGACGACGACGUGCCAAGGGACGGAAAGUUCUUUGCACCAAGACUCAUCCAAAUAGUGGAAAGUAGUGGCGAAAAUGUCCAGUCUGUUCUGUUAUUUCAUUGGCUUAAAUGUCUGCAUUUCGGGUUCUUCAUUUUUUUUUAUAGCAGUGGUUUUUGUAUCUUUUAUGUUUAAAAUUUAAAUUCUUUUAUGUUUUUUUAUCUGUGUUGUCUCCUAUAAUUCUUGCCAAUUUACAUCCAGAUUUUCUUCAAAGAUGUUUACUGUGAAACGAAUCACAAAUCAGACUCGAUGGAAUGACAAACAAGACAUUGUGUUUGUCUAUAUUGUUCUUAUGCUACGUUAUCCACUUAUAGUUUUUCUUUUA
Messenger RNA from Vigna unguiculata (cowpea), 792 nucleotides. Its product is annotated as large ribosomal subunit protein bL34c-like. Gene Ontology annotation, biological process: translation. Gene Ontology annotation, cellular component: ribosome; mitochondrial large ribosomal subunit. Lineage: Eukaryota; Viridiplantae; Streptophyta; Magnoliopsida; Fabales; Fabaceae. The record is from RefSeq and is a predicted model, not a curated record. Gene Ontology annotation, molecular function: structural constituent of ribosome.